This is a messenger RNA of Durusdinium trenchii, 828 nucleotides long. The record is from the annotation of a GenBank genome assembly. Lineage: Eukaryota; Dinophyceae; Suessiales; Symbiodiniaceae.
AUGCUGGCAGACUUCAACAGUGCCGAGCACAUCGUCAUGGAGCUCAGCGAGUACGUCACCGAGGUGGACGUGGAGAUCGCGCGCCGGGCCAUCCGCGCCAUCGGCACCAUCGCGGUUCAUGUGCCUUCGACUUCGGAGAUGAUCGUGAGCUCUUUGUCCAACUUGUUGGAGUUGGAUAUCGAUUACGUUUGUACAGAAGCAGCAGUGGUCAUGAAAGACCUGGUACGGAAGUAUCCCGAGCAGUUUCAGCAAGCCUCGGGGGCAGUGCAGAAAUGCCUAAAAAUUGUCAGCGAGCCUGAUGGCAAGAGUGCCUUGCUGUGGAUUCUGGGCGAGUACGGCCUGCUCAUCGAGGACGGUGUCGAGUGUCGACCAUUCCUGCGGACUGACGUCGAGGAUGGUGAGUCGAGCGGUGCUGUGCAGCUGGAGAUGCUCACGGCAGCCGUGAAGCUCUUUUUUUGUCGGCCGCCGGAGGUGCAGAAGAUGCUGGGACGGCUUCUUCAAGAGGCCAUCCAGGAUUGCACGCAUCCGGAUGUUCGGGAUAGAGCCCUUCUGUACUACAGGUUACUGCAGGUUUCCCCAGAAGAGGCGCGCAGAGUGAUCUGCGCUCCAAAGGAAGUGGUCGAAGAGUUCCAGGAGGAGAUGGAUGCCGACCUCAAAGACCGUGUCUUCGAGGAGUUCAAUUCGUUCCUUGGCCCGAACAGCAGGCCGACAGGCGGAACGGCCUGCCGCGGAGCUGGCGGAGCUACCCGGGCGGCGGUCCGGUCCCAACGAUGGUCCGGUCCCGGCACCGGGAUUGGCGCGAAUGGAAGUGACCGCGUCGCGGUCUGA